GAUGAUGAUGAGUCGGAUGAUGAUGAUGAUGAUGAUGAUGAUGAUGAUGAUGAUGAUGAUGACUCGGAUGACUCGGAUGAUGAUGAUGAUAAUGACUCGGAUGGUGAUGAUGAUGAUGCUGAUAUUGAUGAUGAUGACGCGGAUGAGGAUAGUGAUGAUGAUGACCCGGAUGAUGAUGAUGAUGAUGAUGAUGAAGAUUAAUGUGAUGCUGUUUUUAUACUCCUCAUGGAUAUGUGUGGUCAUAUGGUUUUGA
This is a messenger RNA of Echinostoma caproni, 253 nucleotides long. The record is from the annotation of a GenBank genome assembly. Lineage: Eukaryota; Metazoa; Platyhelminthes; Trematoda; Plagiorchiida; Echinostomatidae.